Molecule: messenger RNA, 1317 nt
Organism: Branchiostoma belcheri (Belcher's lancelet)
Lineage: Eukaryota; Metazoa; Chordata; Leptocardii; Amphioxiformes; Branchiostomatidae
Product: transcription initiation factor TFIID subunit 11-like
Exons: 6
Coding region: 22-1317 (431 amino acids)
Source: RefSeq, a predicted model, not a curated record
GUACGACACGAUUUUUGACGGAUGUUUCCAUUUUCAGAACGCAAAUCACAGGUUCAUUCCUCCCAUGCGUUCGAACGCCAUGUUUACUCGUGUUGCCAUGGACGCGGGUUCGAAUUCUACACAUUCGACAAGUUUCGUGCUCACGAACCAGGUGUUCUGUUGAGAGCGAGUGCACUUCGAAUUACCGAAGAAAACCCCUACGACACGAUGUCUUCCCUGAUGAUGGCCGAGAACAAUUUGAGUCAGGUAGAGUUAUACUCACUGCAGACUGGAGGUGGUGACCAGUCCACCCUGAGAAAACUGACCCAUGAGAGUGAUGAGGGGAUGUUGAAGCCCGGGGGAGAGGGUGAUGCGGCCAGCUCGUUUAGCGAAUCAGCUAACGUGAGCAAACUGGACCAGGGAUAUGACCAUGAGGCCCAGGUGGCCAGUCAGUCACAUGGUGUCAGCAGCGGGAUCCCCACACAUGCACUGCCAGAUGCUGACAGAGUUCUGAUCAGCCUCCGACCUUCUGUCCGGAAAAACAAGGACAAGGCAGAGUUGGAGCAGCUGACAGAACAGCCCACCUCCACCCCCUCAGCUGCCGGUGUGGUUACUGGUACACCCCCUCCAAAACCACCCAGGCUUCACCAUGGAGGCGACACAGGCGAGACCUCUGAUCCUGUCCCUCUACCAGAGUCUGCCAGAUGUGAGGGUUUUGUGCUGUACAGAGACCGCCUGGGAGACUGGUUCCGCUUUCUGGCUGAUGAUGAUGUGAUCCUGGACCAGCUGUUUGGUGAUGGUGAGGAGUUGCACAGGCUGUACUGCCGCACUGGAGCAGCCGAGAAACAAGCAACCCUACCAGUAGGACGACUGAUCGCUAUCGACGGCCUGUCUGUACGUGGCCUGACGGACUCAGAACUGUUGGAUGUCCUGAACACAUCAGUGGAUCCCGUUAUCAGGAUCGAUCCACUGGACUUUGAAAUGACCACACCGACCACACUGCAAAGCCUGAUCAGUGAGCCAGUACCUACUGAUGAGGAGGAGUCCAGUGAUGAGGAAACUAGUGAUGAGGAGGAGUCUAGUGAUGAGGACACUAGUGAUGAGGAAACUAGUGAUGAUGAGGAGUCUAGUGAUGAGGAGUCUAGUGAUGAGGAGUCUAGUGAUGAGGAGUCUAGUGAUGAGGACACUAGUGAAGAUGAGGAGUCAAGAGAAGAUGAGGAGGAGACACAGGAGAAUGGCGACACUCAGCAGCAGGUCCGCCCUGUCAGGAAGCGGGGACGUCUGGUUGCUUUCUUCUCACGUUGCCGCAGGGCUUUCACCUCAUGCUGGCGCCACUGA